Messenger RNA from Passer domesticus (house sparrow), 2940 nucleotides. It is a transcript of the gene ADPRS, whose product is annotated as ADP-ribosylserine hydrolase. Lineage: Eukaryota; Metazoa; Chordata; Aves; Passeriformes; Passeridae. The coding region runs from base 20 to 1132 and encodes 370 amino acids. The record is from RefSeq and is a predicted model, not a curated record. Gene Ontology annotation, cellular component: nucleus; mitochondrion. The transcript has 6 exons.
AGGCGCCGCGCGCGGCAAGAUGGCGGCGGCGGGGUCUGCCUCAGGGCCCGGGCGGCUCCCGGCUCGUCCCCGGCCCGGCCUCGCUCGGUUCCGGGGCUGCUUGGCCGGGGCGUUGUUGGGGGAUUGCCUGGGAGCUGUUUUCGAAGGCAGGAGCGUCGUGAAGCUGCCGGAGCUGCUGAGUUUCCUCAAAGGGCUGGAACCGGCGCCGCCUGAGGAGGGAGGGGAGGCGGCGGGGAGCGCACGUGGAGAGUCGCUGCCGUACACGGACGACACGGCCAUGAGCAGGUCGGUGGUGCAGUCACUGCUGGCCAAGCAGGAGUUCGAUGAGGUUGACAUGGCCAAGAGGUUUGCUGAGGAGUACAAGAAGGAGCCCAACAGGGGCUAUGGGAUGGCCGUGGUCAACGUCUUCAAGAAGCUCCUGAGCCCCAAGUGCAAUGACGUGUUUGAGCCCGCGCGAGCCCAGUUCAACGGGAAGGGCUCCUACGGGAACGGCGGGGCCAUGAGGGUGGCCGGCAUCCCCCUCGUCUACUCCGACAUCCAGGACGUCAAGAAGUUUGCGAAGCUGAGCGCGGAGCUGACCCACGCCAACUCCCUGGGCUACAACGGGGCCAUCCUGCAGGCCCUGGCUGUGCACCUGGCCCUGCAGGAAGGGCUCAGCAGGGAAACCUUCCUGGAGCAGCUCAUCAGCCACAUGGAGCACGUGGAGGCCGAUGACAAGUCUCUCAGUGAUGCCCGAGCGCUGGGAUUUGAGGAUUUACCGUUUUCCAGGCGUCUGAAGAAAAUCAAGGAAUUUUUGGAGCUCAGCAGUGUUCCCAAAGCAGAUGUAUUGUUUGAGUUGGGCAACGGCAUCGCUGCGCUGCGCUCCGUCCCCACUGCCAUUUACUCCUUCCUGCGCUGCAUGGACGCUGAUCCUGACAUUCCUGAGCACUACAACGCCCUGCAGAGAACCAUCAUCUACUGCAUCUCCCUGGGGGGGGACACGGACACCAUCGCCACCAUGGCGGGGGCCAUCGCCGGCGCCUACUACGGGGAGGAGCAGGUGCCCCCGAGCUGGGAGCAGAGCUGUGAGGCUUUCCAGGAGACCCAGAGGAUGGCCAAGAGCCUCUAUGAACUCUACUGCCAGCGGCUCUGAGCUCCAGGGCAGCUCCAGGGCUUUCCUGAAGGCAAAGGGAUGGUCAGCUCUGCUCCUCUGGUCAGACCCAGUGGUGGAGCCGCGCCAUCGACCGACGCCAGCGAGCCUCCCCUGGGAGGAGGGGAGCCUGCUGCUGUCAGCUGGGAGCUGGAGCCAGCCUGGAAAACAGGGGACAUCCCCUUCAGUCACGGGUCAGCUGGGAAGUGGCUGCACUUGGACAGUGGGGGCAGCUCCCCGGGUGUACACGAGUGUCUCAUUUUCCAUGGAUUUCUGCUGCUUGCUGUGUCCACCAUUGUGCCAUUUGUCAUUGCAGUCACUGGUGGGUGUCUGAAUCCAUGGACACUCCCUGUUUUCCUCUGCUCCUGUGUCCAUGGGCUCUGUUUUGGUGGGCAGUGGCUUGUCCAGUGUCCACACCCCUGGUAGAGCAGCAGGUCAUUCUCAGCUGGCCAGAUAAGGGAUGUCAUAGGAGUCACCAGAGAGGCCUCGUGGCACAGUUGUCACCUGUGCUGAGUUAGGAUAAUGGAGCACAGAUUUCCAGGGAUGUUUGUUGCCUUAAAGGCAGAAUGAGAAGGGCCAGAGAAGGGAUUUCUUUGCACUGCUGAUGGCUCUGUGAGACACCUUUGAUGCCUGCAGACAAUCCCAGCUGGCUCAUUGUCCCUGCUGGGAGAGAGUGUCACUAAUUGCUGCUCCUCCUGUGUCCUUGGCCUGUUGGCACCUGCUGCACUUUGUGCCCCUUUGCACAGCUGCUGUCACACUGCUGCAGCCACUGGCUGCUCCUGUGUUCCUAAUCCAUGCAUCCUGUAUUUUUAAAGUCCUGUGUAUGCCCAGAGCACCAAGUGAGAUUCCUUAAAUCACAGAAUACCCCAAAUUGAAAGGGACCCACAAGGAUCAUGAGAGUUCAGCUCCUGUGGAGUGCAGACUGGGAAGUGGAAGUACUACAGGGAUAGAAUGCCUGGUUCUUCUGCAGUCAGCCACAAAAGUGACUUGAGCAGGAUGCAGGAGUUAAUUUAUCACAGUCUCAGCCUCUGUACUUGGUAAAAAUUGCCCCAGAAUUAAAGGGAAAGGUGGGUUAAUUGGGGACAUCAAUAUUGAAAAGAAGCUGGUGCUGGUGGCCAAGAACAUUCUAGCACAGCUGUGUUGCAGAACUUCACAUUUAAAACCUUUUCCUAGUGGAGCUGGUCAGAAAGGGAGAAACAGCUUGGGAAUGGCACAUCUAGAAAGGGUUGGAAGCUUUUUAAUAAUUGAAAACAAAAAGUCGUCAUAUGGAAAUGUUUAUAAACUUAAAUGUGACACUGUAACUUGUGAUUUCUCCAGCAUGUCUUGUGACACUGGGAAGUGGCUGUGGUGCUCCCCAGUGGUGUCAGCACGUGGUGGCUGUGUCAGGCUGCAUGCACAUGUGGGAAUCUGGCUGCCACAGGUCCUUCCAGUUUUCCCUGUUGUCUGUUUCCUUCAAGUGCCAGUCUUUUGUGUGAUGCUAUAAUGGGUUUUCCUUGUAUAAAUGGAUUCUUGUCCUGGAACAUGUGGAAUUUUGGUCUGUUGUGUAUUUUUGUAUUGUGCUGCAGAUCUGAGCUGUAAAAUAUCAGGUUUUCCACAUUAUUCUGCCAGAGGGACAACCAGAUUCAUGUAAUUAUUUUAAAAAAAGAUAUUUUUUUCUUUUAAAGCAGCUUUAUAAUUUUAAAUGUUUGGAACUCCUGACAAGCAAAGAACUCCUGUUUAAAGACUGGAGCUCUUUGAGCCUGAAUUCAGAUGUGUACUACACCCUUUAGUUUCCUUGGAAAGAAGUAAAAUCCCUCAGUUAUCUUUGUUAA